CUGGAAAACUUGGGUGAAGACAUGCAAGCUAAAAACGUGGAUGUCAAGGAGGUGAUGGAUGAAAAGCUGAGACAAAUGGAGCAGUCAUUUGGGCUGAAAGUGACAGGAAAUUCAAAUUCUGAAACCCCGAGUGCUAUCAAGACACCCAUGUGUGGGGUGCCUGAUGUGACCCCAUAUUCAAUUACUUAUAACAAUACUCAGUGGACCAAAACACAUCUGACUUACAGCAUUUUAAACUACACACCACAUUUGCCAAGAAAAGUUGUGGAAGAUGCCAUUGAGAGAGCCUUUAAAGUCUGGAGUGAUGUGACACCACUAACAUUCGAAAGGGUCUUUGAGGAGGAAGGAGAUAUUGUGCUCUCCUUCCACCAAGGAGACCAUGGUGACCUUUACUCAUUUAAUGGAUCUAAAUCCCACUUUGCCCACGCUUUUCCGCCAGGCCCAGGUUUGGGGGGCGAUGUUCAUUAUGAUCUGGAUGAGACGUGGACCAACAACAGUGACAAUUUCAACUUGUUCUACGUUACAGCUCAUGAACUGGGCCACUCCCUUGGACUCUCCCAUUCUAAGGAUGAAGAGGCACUAAUGUUCCCCAGUUACACAUGGAACAAUAAAGACUUUGUACUAAACCAGGACGAUAUUAGUAAAAUCCAGGCUUUAUAUGGGCCUUCCCCAAAUCCUAUCCAGCCAACAGAUGCCACACCAGAUCCAUGUAGUAGUGGUCUGACCUUUGAUGCUAUAACGACAUAUCGGGGGGAGGUGAUAUUCUUUAAAGACAGGUUCUACAUUCGUGUAAUUAGCUUCCUGCCAAAACCUUUGAUCAAUGUGAUAGAUCUUAUCUGGCCAGAUUUGCCAAGUAAAAUUGAUGCUGCUUAUGAAGCUAGUUUGGUAGAUGAGCUCCGCUUUUUCAAAGGCAAUAAAGUCUGGGCUGUUCAGGAACAGAAUGUACUGAGAGGAUUCCCCACAGACAUCCACAGCUUCUUUGGCUUCCCUAGCAGUGUGACACACAUUGACGCUGCCGUUUGUGAGGAAGAGACUGGAAAAACAUACUUCUUCGUUGACAACAUGUACUGGAGGUAUGAUGAAAAUACACGGUCCAUGGAUCCAGGUUACCCUAGAUUAAUAGCAGAAGACUUUCCUGGAAUUGAUGAUAAAGUUGAUGAUGUUUUCCAGAAAGAGGAUAAUUUCUAUUUCUUUCACCAAUCAACUCAACACAUUUUUAACCUCCAAACAAGAAAAAUUGUUGAUGCCCCUGAUUCUAGUUCCUGGUUCAACUGCUAAAACAUUGGCGACCCAUUACCAACUUAAUGAACAUACAUAUUCCAUAAUCUUAAAGAAGAUAUUUUUCUGAAGAUCCAAAUCUUGUUAUGUUAUAUACGUUCUAGGAGUGCUGACACACAGAGCUACUAAGUACAAAUUAAUUUUAUUUUGCAAAUUUCACAAUUUAUAGUACAAUAUUUUAUGAACUGAAACAGUUUAGUACCACAGUUAUUAGCCUAAGAAGGCCAUGUUCAUGGUGGAUGAGUCACUGAAGAAAGGCAUCUGUACACUGGAUGACUCUCCCUGUGGUCCUGGGCAUCUCCUUUUGAGACAGGAGGGUCAACAGAGGAGCUCUUCCCAAAGUAAAAGUGACUCUGAUCUCAGGAAUAGAUACGAAGAGGAAACACAUUGCUGCUUUGGUUUUGGGGUUUAAAACAAGAUCUUACAGUUCGGUAGACUCUGAUCUCUUCUACCUCUGAUUCCCACAUGCUCGGAUUUUGUAAUGAGUACUGUGCCCAGAUAAGAAGCAUUUCCUGUCCAAAAGUAUUUGACAUUUAAAUAAAGCCACUUUUGUCUCUAA
Molecule: messenger RNA, 1837 nt
Organism: Rattus norvegicus (Norway rat)
Lineage: Eukaryota; Metazoa; Chordata; Mammalia; Rodentia; Muridae
Source: RefSeq, a predicted model, not a curated record